This is a messenger RNA of Motacilla alba alba, 30469 nucleotides long. RefSeq names its product histone deacetylase 9 (gene HDAC9). Gene Ontology annotation, molecular function: histone deacetylase activity. Gene Ontology annotation, cellular component: histone deacetylase complex. Bases 20653 to 23994 code for a protein of 1113 amino acids. The transcript has 27 exons. Lineage: Eukaryota; Metazoa; Chordata; Aves; Passeriformes; Motacillidae. The record is from RefSeq and is a predicted model, not a curated record. Gene Ontology annotation, biological process: chromatin organization; negative regulation of transcription by RNA polymerase II.
CAAGUCCUUGCACAUGGCUUCCUCUGUGUACUGCUCUUUAAGGCUGCAUAUUGCUUUGCAAGACUGCAGAUUUUUCAAAAUUCAAUGUUGAUGUUAUUCAUUUACACAAGUUUAAUGUUUUUUAUAUUCUUGAUUUUUCCUCUGUUGGGAAAUGGAAAAUUUUCUGGGUGAGAAAUUUUCAAUGGAUUACUGAUCUGGGGUAUGAUAGAGCAAAAAAAAGGUUUUCUGUAGGUAUAGAGACAAUGAGGUGUUGUGUGUGCUCUGUGUUGUGUGACUCACAUCACUUCUAUCAAAAAAGCAUCUACUCUGUACUUUAAAAGAGUACUAUUUUGAAGCAGCACCUCACAAUAAAGGCCAGCGCACAAUACACAAACUUUAGCUUCAUGAAGAAAGGAGACAUCAGAUAUCUUUCACAGCACCCCCUAAGGUGCUUGCAGCUGUUUCUCUAGCCUUGAAGUAUAUCUUUAGUGACUUAAAGUGAAUACAGCUCAUUUAGAUAUCCCCAGCUCAGCUUUCAGUAGUUGCUGUGGGUGCAAAGAGCACUCUUUUAUAUUGCUCAAAAGCUGCCUAAGAUCCUGAUGAAUAUAUUUUUUUUCCCUAUUGAAGCAUUCAGCAGUUGCCCUAGACUAUUUUUUGUGGGCAAAUUCAUGAGAACAUGUACGCUAAGUCAGGAAAAUCCUGAAAUAGCCACGGAGUACUUUGUCUUUGCUAUUCAGCUAUUUUUAAAGAGUAGAAGAAAAGAGUGGAACUCAAAACACAGUGCUUCUACAUGAAAUACUCGAUCACCUUUCCCAUGUGUUAUUUCUGUGACUUCAUAAAUGUUUUAGCUUUUUAGUCUGGUGUAUUAGAACAUGCCUUUUGCACCAUGUUAUUGGAUACAUUGGAUGCUACUUGCCUAACAUACAAUAAAGCUUGUUCCUUUGUGCACUCCUUAAGCCAUUACCAUCCAAGGAAUCUGUGCUAGAUGAAAAAUGUUUUUAUUUCAAAUAGCUGAUAAGGAGUCCCUAUAGACUUGUGGAGGCACCAUUCAUUUUUCUGUCAGGGAGACUAAACUGCAGUGGCUGUCCUUGGGGUGCAGACCCCCAAAAGCAUAUUGGAAUUUAAUAAAUCAGUAUUAUCCUUUUUAUAAAUCCUUUCAGUAAGAAACUCCUCAGCCAGGAAACUGAAAAAUUAAGCAAACCAGCAUUGGUAUUUGGAAGAAGGACAGUGACACGGGCGUGAAAGCAGCAUAGAGAAGGGAAAGUGAGAUAGAGUGAAGAUGUUAAAAGCCAUGGAGGUGGGAAGCACCGGGCUUAGAUUAAAAGAAUCUAAGAACAAGAAUGUAAGAAAAAGGUAUAUAGAGAAGACAUGUGCAGAAACCUAAGAAUUCAUGAGAAUAAGUGUGUCUAAAGUGUUAGCGAGGAAAAGAAAUUUUUUGAAAGAACUUCCUGGGGAAAUAGCCUCCCUUCCUCUUGGCACUUGUCCUCAGUGUCACAAGGGAACUGGGACUAGCUUCAGUAGUGCUCUGCAUGCCUAGAUGCUGAAAUGGAGAUUUGUUUCAAAGUUGACUAAGAUUUUACAGCUAGUCAGUACUUUAUGGUGCUGAAAGCAUUCCCACUGAUAGGUUUCUAAGGUGUUUAGCUGGCACUAGUUUUGAGGUUAGUUAUAUUAGUGAUGUUGCACAGUGGAUAUGGACUGGAAGAGCAAAUUCCUUUAAUUGCAUGCUAAAAGGAAAUCUGGAUUACUUUUGCUGUGUUGUGUGUUUUCUUACCUCUGGGAAGUGUUUCUGGAAGAAGUAAAAACCUUUUACAUUCAGGAUUAAUAGUCCUUUAGGUAUAACUGCCCAGAACCAAUUCCGGGGGCAUGCACUCUGGGAGCAGAAUGCCAGCAGGUCCCUUUGACAACCCCCACUGGCUGGUGCAGCUGCCUGCUUUGGUUGGGAAGAGCAAAGAUCUGAGAUGGAGGAUAUUGCAUGUACACCGUGGUCUAUGCAAUACAGUAAGUUGCACGUUCAUGCCAAAUGGAGUUAUUACUACGAAACUGAGCAUGAGUUAUCUUUAGACUAGCUGCAUUUGACUCCAUUAUACCUGUUUAUUUGUCUUAGCCUUCCUUCACUCCCCAGUUAUGAUGUGGCAGUUCAGUUAUACCAUGGAAUGAAACAGUAAGAGACCAUAAAAAAAAAUCACAAAACAUAUUCUACAUUUAACCUUUCUGGUGCAUGUCUUUACCAUUCUUUUGAGAGGGGUGUUUUAAUGGUGCAAGAAUUAUCUGAUAUUUUCCAGUCAAGAAUCAGGUAUAAACUCUGUGUUCAUGUGAGUACAUAAAAGACAGAAAUAUAAUAAUGCUUCCUGGGCUUGCAGCAUCCACUGUUCUGACGUUUUCAGGGCUUUAGCAGCAGAUUUCAGUAAUUUUGAAUUGUACAUUGAUAAUUAUUCCACAAUUUAAAAAAAAGAGAGAUUUUUCUGUUCAGGGGUUAGGUAUGCCACCCAAUGUUACUUGAGAAGUAAAUCAUCUUGUUAUCCAUCACUGUCUUGUUCCUGCCGUUCCAGCUGUCCAGAGGUACUUUCUGCAGCCCUGUAAAGAGGCAGGAGGUGCACAAGGUCUCCUUAGUUAGAACACAUGAUGUUUUAUUUAACCAUCCAUCUAUGCUGCGCAGUGACUGUGCCACAAGAAUUGCACAAAGAUUUUAACUGUAGGCGGUUGUUCAUUUAUUAAUGUAAACACCAUGUGCCUUGGAUGUGCGAGCACUAAAAAUAAAGUUGCAGAGUUAAAAAUAGAUCUCUGGGAGUACUGAGAUGCUGCUUAAUCAGAACCAGCUGCAAGCUGUCUAGAAAAUGUAAGUUAUAUGGAGCCAGAUGGCUUUUGCCCUUUUUGCUUUAGACAGCAUGUAAUUUGGGUAACUGCAGCUACAGUAAUGUAUUUUCCUAGUCAAACUGUUUGAUAAACAUAUUUGUUUCGAAGAGACACUUCCAAUUACAGAGCCAGUAAAAUGUUAAUUUAUUUUAAUAUUUCUCCAUGUGGGUAAGCCAAAGGAAGGUUACAUAAUACCAAACUCAAAGGCAUGCACAAUUACUUCUCACAGCUGUAUUCAGCAGGAGCUGGAUUAUGACUAUGCAUCUUUGCACAGGAAAGCUCUUAUUCUGGGAACAAUCCUACUGAAAGCAAGGGGAAAAGGAUAUAAAUUAAAUUAAUAAUGAAGUGAUCAGUGGGAGUUGUAUGAAGUCAGAUUGCAGGAGUAAGACAUUACACAAAGUACAGGAAGUGUGUCAGAGUGAUAUCUGGCAAGUGCACAUCAAGCAACAGCCCAUAUGAUUUCAGGAAGGCUUUCUUGCACACUUGCUUAACUGAUAGUAUUAAAACCAAAACCUCCUCUGAGGCUUGGCAGUUUCCACAAUUCACCAGCUGGUGUUAGUGUCCUGUGUUCAGACUACAUCUAGGCAUCUCAGUGACUAGUCUGGGAAGUGGGAAACUGAAACUCAAGUCUGCUUUGUUUUUGAUUCAGAACUGCUUGGGGUGGGGGAUUAUGCUUUGAUUGGAAGGCUUAAUGGCAAAUACCUCAAACUGCAGGAUCAUCCUAACUCUGUUCUUGAGGUCUACUGGCCUGCAUCUGGGGCAGCUUAGUGUGAAAUUGCAGGGUCCCAGACCUGCAAUAUGCCACGUGCAUAUAAAUUGCUGUUCAGUCUUGUACUUCCAUAGCUGGACUGGUGUUACGAUUAUAGGAAAACCUGGGGGAAGCAGGUGGGAUACAUUUGAGGAAGUAGUCUCUUUUAGGAGUUAUUGUAACAAAAGCCAAGCUCUACAAACCUGAGAAGCAAGUGACCAGCUUGCAGCCUUUUUAAGCAAGGAUGUAGAUGAAGAUGGUUGUGCAGAAGAUCCAGAAAACGAGUCUUGGUUUAAGUGAAGGCUUUUAAUAUAUUGGAUUUAUUAAGGUGCCUGUUUUACAGGCAGAUGAUGCAAGUUACUUGCAGUUGGCAUAAAGUAGUCAUAUUGAGUGAUUAAAUCUCUCCAUGUCCUUCUCCCAUCAGUGUUUUACAUUUUCUGUGAAAACUGGAUUUAGAGUCUUGAUGUUCCUUUGAUAUUCUAGGUUUUUUUCCUCUAAUCUUAGCACUAUUAGGUGUAAUUAAAUGAAUAAUUGUAUUUUCUGAAUGAAAUGCCGUUUUCUCGGUAAUGUUUUCAUUCUAUUCAAUAAAAAUUUGUCUUUCUCUGCUUUAUCCAAUCUCCCAAACUUCUUUGGCUUCAAUCUCUUCUAUGCAAAUUGUCAUCAUCUUACAAAUUUAAGCCUCCCGUGAGGAACCACACAAAAAUUCCAACCUGUCUCUAAAGGUAGCACUAGCUGCCUGAACUAGCUUAGUGGUGGGUUGGUUAAGAUGUGUUUGUUUUAUUUUCCUAAAUGCUUAUAUUUAAACAUAUUUACAAUGCAAAUCUGUCUGAAAUUGGUAGUGUGGCAUUCUCUUCUCAACUUUAAUUCUUUUGCACCUGUCACACCCAUGAGUCAUGAGAUUUUUUUUUUUAGCUGUAAGAAGUAGUUUAAUCAGUUCUUUGUGGCCUGUGAUUUUUUUCUAUACUAAUUGAUGCCAAGCAGAGUUCUAGGUCAGAAGGUUUUUUGGACACAUUUCAGUAUGAAAUUAACUUUUAAAUGUGCUUUAAAAAUGCAAUUAUUGACUUAAACAAAAAAAAGAAAUUGCUCCUGUUUGGUCUGUUUGGUUAUUGGCAGAAACUACUAGCGAUUUAAGAACUUGCAAAUCUGUCCUUGCCUGAGCAUGAUUACAGGUUCAAUUUACAAGUGGUUCUUAAAAUAGUAACACUUAGAGUCAGUUUCUAAGAUGUUUUAGACUGAAAUCAAAUUAUAAGAAUUUACUAGUUUUUGACAGCAGAAGUGAUAAAGCUGUGCAGAUGAAUUUUUAAGUAGCUGUAUACAUGACAUUCAGUCUUAAAUUGAUGAGUGCCUGGAUUUAGAUCAUCCCAGCUGUAGAAAAAGCUCUGUGAUGAUCUGAUUGUUCCAGGCUUUCUCACUUAAAUAUUUUGUCAGUGACCUAAAAAUGGUUGCUACUCUAUUUGCCUUGGGAUAAUUAUGACCCACUCCUAAACAGGAGAGCAAGAGAGGAAAGGGAAAUAAGAUCGUCCGAGCCCCUUGGCUAAGACUUCAGUGUUUCCUUUGUUAGGAAUCUGGUAGAAGAGAGAAUCCAUUGCUUAUCUACUGUUUUCCUCCCUUUCACAUCUGCCUAUGGAGGAGAUUAAGGUGGGACACAGAAUUAGCUUUAUGUUGGCUGUGCUGUUCAGCAGAAUGGAUAUAAGCAAAGAUGUAUGUUGUACCAGUAAAGAUAUUUGCAGUUCUUAAUGGGAGAUGGUUACUUUUAAGGGAAGGAAAAGCAGGCAAUCAUUUUUUUGAGCAAAUUUAGAGCAAAUAAUUGACUUCUGAAUUUUGUGAUUGUGCUCUAACUUCUAAAAUUUCAAGUAAUUUCCUUUGAAAAUGCUUCAUCAAAUAUCUAUGUAUUUCACUUAAAAAGUAUCACAAGGAAGAAUUUUUCAUUCCAAUGUAUUCAGCGCAGGACACCUUCCACUAGACUGGAAAGCCCUAUCCAAAUUGACCUUGAACACUUCCAGGGAUGGGGCAUCCACACCCCUCUGGGCAACCUGUUCCAGUCCCUCACCACCCUCCAGUAAAUAAUUUCUUCCUAAUACCUAAUCUAAACCUGUCCUCUUUUGUUUUAAGCUGUUAACCCUUGUCCUAUCACUGCAUGCCAUUUCAGAAGAUUGCUGUCAAUAGUUUAAAUAUUAGGGUUUUGCUAAUCUGGUACAUUUUGGCUGGAAUAGCCUCAGAAGCAUUUGCAGGAGCAGCCCAACAUGCCCCCAGUUAGGGGAUGGAAGCUCCAUCCUGAAAGACCAUGCCUGGUGCACAAGUGCAGACAGGUUACUAGGAGGUAGCGUUGCCUUUCCUUCCUUGCCAAUCAGAACCUUGUGUUCCUCCUUUCCUUCUUGCUGUGCAUGGUCUGAGAGUUAUUGUAAGCCAGAUAAUCUUGGUCUUCCCUGUAAAAGAUGGAUAAUUUUAAAAUAUCUUACUAUCUGCUUGAAUUUCUACAUGAAAUGAAAUUAACAUAUUAAUUGGCUGUGUUUAAGAUUGUUUUAUGCCUACAUAUAAAUAAGGGUUAAACACUGAAAACAGCAAAUGACCACAGGUUUCACAUACUGCACCCUUUGUUUUUAGAUUUUAAGAGUAAAAACCAGUGUUUUCCUGGAAAAUGCCGAAUUUCCUAUAUAAAAAUAAACUUUCUUAAACAUGGAAAUGCUGGUUUAUUAUGAAAGUUUCUAAGCUUAGUUGGAAAUCUUCCUCUGUGAUUACUUUUAGUAUUAGUCUAAAAGUAGAUCCUUGUCCUCAUUUUAACACUGCUACAAGAGGGAAAUUGAUUUACUACAGGAAAAAAAAAUUCUAAGUUUUAUAAUUUAAACACAAAUGUCCCCUUUGAAAAAAAAAAAAAUUAGGCAGAAAAAAAAUAAAGCUGUAAUAAAGACCUUCACUUAUUGUAGAAAGUCUUGCAUACAUUAUGGGGUAUGCUCUUAAACCUUCCCAGGUUUUUAUGCAGGAUAACAUUUCCAGGAUCUUUGGGUUGGUUUACACAAGGACAGGAAAAAAUUAAUAUACACUAACCAGAUUUGAAGCAGAUUUGUUAAAUUGCAUUAAAUCCUUGUUCAGAAUGCUUUUAAAAUUAGGUUCCUUAAUUUAAUUUAUAUUAAUUUUUUUGGAGGUGACCUAAACUGUAUGGAGUUAAUUUAAUCCUGAAUGAGUAUCCAUAAUGGGGUCAAAUUAGUUUAACCAUAGUUUUUUAAAAGCAAGUCUGGAUUAAUUUCAAAUAUUUUGAUAUUCAUUUGAAUUUCUUCUUCAUUUAAGAUUAAAUGUCUAGAACUGUUUUUUACCUAGGUCUUUUGGUGAUUGUGCUGUUUGGAAUUUUUGGGUUGUUUUCAACUCACUAUGUUACUGUAAGCAAAACCAUCAUUUUUUGAUUUAGAGUAUGUUGGUAUUUGUAAGCAAGAGGACCCAUUAUAUGUAUUCAUAGCUAGUGAUCAGGAGACAGAUGAUAUGAUAGGCUAGUUCUUGGAAAAGUGCUGAGCUUUUUAUUCCAUCUGGUAGUAUAUUCCCUCCUGUGCAAUGUAUCUGUUGAAGUGUAUGGUUAUCUGCUUUUUUCUAGCUUUUGUUACAACCUAUAAAGUGAUACGUUUCCCUUUUCGUGUUUGAAAGGACGUUGAUCUUAUGGCAGAAUUUGCUGAGUGAUUUCCAUAUCAUUUUUCACAAAAAAAAAAAUUAGGAAAAGAAGAAAUAGAUCUGUGAAUAAAUAGAACUUCAGUAAAUGAAACCAUUUUAAUAUUACUUAGGGUGGAUGUAUAGCUACUAAUUACUCUCCAAACUAAUUAACAUUGGAAUAAAUUUUUAAUUAAUCAGAGUUUUCCUCAAAUAUGUAUCUUCAAGCAAAAAAAAAAAUCCCCUUACUUUAAUAGUAUUACAUUUUUUUAAAUAAGGCAAUACCACAAAAAAUCAGUGUGGGCUUGUUCUUUGUUACAUCUGAGAGUCAAGAUUAUGCUUGUGAUGGAAGAGAAAAGUGUCAUCCCUUUUCUGGCUUUUUCUGUAUAUGCUAAAUAAUUAAGUUUCCAGCAAUUUUAUUUUGGUAUUUUAAUAUUUGACUUGUAGCUAAUUUCAUUUACUAUGAUAGUCUGUGUGAACAUAUUAAUUCUGUGUGUAAAAGCAGUAGCUUUUAGUUCUAGGUCUACUUCUGAGUGCUCUUCCACUCUCUCUAUAACUUUAUGUGUGUAAAGCUUAACAUAUUUGAAUAAAUGAUUGUUGCCACUUUUCCUGUCAGACAGAAAUAAAAUGUCUGAUGCAUCUGACAGAUCUUUUUUCCUUUUUUACAUGAAAUAUCUCUGUGAGGAAAGAGAAAGGGGCAAAAGGAGGGUGCAUGAAAGCUCAUGCAGUUGUAGCGCACACAACACACUUGGGUCUUCUCAGUCCUGAGUAAUGCUAAGACCUACCUGUGGCCCUCAUCUUUCUUACAUCAUAAAUAUUCUAUAAUUUUAAUUUUUUUAUCCUAUGGUAUUGUAUAUUUGGCUGGUUGAUGAUAGAGUUGUAAUAUUUUGCUUUAUUUUCUGAUAUUUGAAAAUUAUUGUUGCUUCUCCUGGACAGAAAGGCAUUGUGACCCCUGUUGGUGCUUAUCUGAUGCCUGUAUCCUUAGAAAUUCUCAUUUCCAAGCUGCUAUACUAAUGCUUCUCUACAUUCCCCCUCACGUUAUAAUAAUCAUAUUGAAGUCUCAUUGCAAUUUUCUGUGCUCAGUAUGUGUUCAAAAGAUUUAUUUCCAUUUCUAUCCUGAAUAAAUUAAAAUAAUUUUGUUGGAAAAUGGUUUCACAGGGCUUGAGUUUUCAUAUCUUUCAAUUCCUGCAUACUUAUAUUUUAAUCUGCUGGAAAUGCCAAAAAUUUAAAGGUAAAAGAAAUGCAAAUACGUCUUAAACAUGCAUUUAAGAUGUCUCCUGGAUGCUUGAAGAGAUAAACUACUUAUUAAAUUAUACUCAUAAUCAAACUCAAAUGUUUGAAUUUUGUCACACCAAUGUGCUAUUUUUUUUUUUCUAUUGAUAGAAGAUUUCUUUACAAAAAAUGCAAGAUUCGCAGGAGUUAACAGUAUUAAUCAGGGUUAUAUAACAGUAGGCUGAACAUGAAUUUACAAAAAGUUAGUUUUCUUUAGCUGGAAAACUAAAUCUAGUUUGUGAUGUAGAAAUAUACACUUAGAAUGAAUAUAUUCAUACUUUAUCAAUAAAUGUGUCAUUCAAACUCCUAAUACUUCUUUGCAUGCCAAACUAUGUUUCUGGUAUCUGCUGAAUAGUUUGUGAUUGACAAAUUCCUGGAUUAUUUCAAUGUGAAUGUAGGACUGUGAGAAAGAUGCUUUCCUUAAUAAGCAAUAAUAAUUUUCUGAAACAUUUGUUUUACAUUACAAGAUUUUUAAAAAAAUAUUUGCAAGCAAUGUAAAGUACGUUGGGUUUGUGGUUCAGUUUUUUUACAGCAUAAGAGAUGCAAUCACAAUAAUCACAAUAGGGGUUGAAACAGCACAUAUUUUAGAUAUGUGAUAGAUCAGGCUCUCAUCUGAAGAAUGGUUCAUUUUCAUAGCAGGCCAAAAUUUGUGUGAAAUCAAAGAUCCUGAAGUGCUGUUUUAUAAGAAUCUGAAAGUUUAGCUGUAUUUUCAGAAUUCUAAAGAGCCAGCAGAUCUGGACAACAAAAUCACUGAGGAUCAGUUCUAGUAAACCAUGAGAGCGAGUCCCAGACAGGUGAAUUAAAUAAUGAUUAAAAUAUUCUAAUGAGUUUGCUUUGUUGUUGUUGGUUUUUGUUUGUUUCUUUUGUUCGCUAAUUCAAAUACAUGGAAUUAGUCAAUUCUGGAGGUAUUUUGCAGUCUGGUUUUGGUCAAAUUAACCUUUUAGGUGUCAGAUGUCAGGGUUUUGACUGGCACUCAUAGCCACGUCCUUUUCCAGUUGUGGUGGGUAGAUCCUUACUGGAUACCAGGUGCCCACCAAAGCUGCUCUAUCCCUCCCCUCCUCAGCUACUUGGGAGAGAGAAAAUAUAGUGAAAGGAUGGUGUACAGAGAUAAAGGCAGGAAGAGAUCACUCACCAAUGACUCUCACUUUCAAAUCAGACUCACUUGGAGAAAUUAAAUCAUUCCCAGUCACAUCAGAAUAGAAUAAUGAGAAAGUAAACCCCAAACCUUUAAAACACCUUUUUGUCAUCCCUCCCUUCUUCCAGGCUCAGUUUCACUCCUAAAUUUCUUUUUCAUGUGAGUAUCUUUGCCCUGGGUACUGUCUUUCAGGAGCAGGCUGCUCCAGCAUGGGCUCCAGCUUAGAUCUUCUCUCUAUGGCUCCACAGGUGCUGCCAGGAGCCUGCUCCAGCGUGGGCUUCCCAUGGGUACUUAAGGGUGUCGAGGGAAGCUGGUAGGGAACAGGUUCAAAAUAAAGGAAGGGGUGUUUUUUUUUUUUUUUUUUUUUUUUAAUAACCUGAGUCUACAGGGAUUGUAAACAAGUACUUAAGGAGAAAUGCCUGAAGGUUUUUAGCAUAACAUAAUCAUAUCUGCCUCAAAAAGUUCCUUGAAGGGUUUGGAUUCUUGAAGGCUAUUUGAGGGAGCAUCAUAUAUGUCCUGUUGUUACUUUUCCCUGGACAUCUGCUUGAGAGUACUGAUAAAGCUAAGAUAUUGGUCUUACCUUAUAUUUCAUCCAACAACCAGUUGGAGUUGUAGCAUGUUUCUGUUGACUUCUUAAUUCUUAAACUAAGAGGUUUUGUAGGGUUUUUUUAAAGAAAGGUUUUAUUUUUUUAAAGGGAAAACUAUAAUCUGAUCUUGGCUCUUCUUCACUAAAUGGAAAGUGAGAAAGUAUUAUCAAGGUAUUUGAAGGCUGUUAGAUGCACAGCUUCAUCUCUUUUGAAUAAUGAAUAGUUUCAAUGACUGAACAGUAGCUCUUUCAAAGUAUGGACCAGAAUACUUUUGGAAAAAGUGCAGUCAGAAAUGUCAAUCUAGAGGUUUUUUUGAUUGUUUUAUUGUUUCAACCAAAUGCAUAAAUUCAAACCAAGCUUUGAUCCAAGCAUGUCUGAUAUAUACUGAGGUAACAUAGUUCAGUUUUUUUCCCUAUUUUUAUUCUUUUAUGAAUUUACAGGUGGACCCAUUUCAGUCUACAAGAUCAUUCAUACACAAAUAUCUGCUGCUAAAUGGAUUUUUGAGUUCCCUUUUUGUUGAUAAAGUAUUUCUUCAUCAUAAUCUGACCAGCAAAGAUAAGAGUGUUAAACAGGUUUUUCUUAACAACAUAUUAAUGUCUAGUACUGAAAAGACUUAUUCUGCUAGCCAGCACUGCUUCAGCAGCAAAAACAUAGUGUUAACCUUAUGCUUCUGUGAGAAGAGGACAGGCCAAUUUCCCAGUGGGAUACAGAGAGGGGCAAGGAAUACUCCAGCUUAGCCAUGUCUGUGUGGCUGCAUGUGGUUUAAUGAUAGUGGUUAAGUGACAGUGGCCCUGCUGUGCUGGGAUGUGUCGCAGCUGACUCCCAGGCAGAUAAAUUGUUACAAUAGGCUUGUAGAAGAGAGUGGAUUUCUGAUGACUAAAUCAACAUGAUGACUACACUUUUUUGCUUUUGUUCUGAUGGCUUUAAGUAAACCAAGUAAUUUACUUACCAGCAGCACGUGGAAUGCUGUGGAGUAUGGAAAAGGAAAACAGAAGGUCAGUACAUUACUGCUGUCCCUCCCUGCCUCACAGUGAACAGCCUCAACUUCCUUCUGAGAGCUUUUUGCAUCCACUCUGUGUAACGUGGAACUGUCCUUAGCAGGAGUCAUGUAACAAAUAUGGGAAACUCUGCAAAAGUAGCUUAUGGAAUAGCUAAUGUUGAUAGGACAAGGUAAUGAUAGGACAUGUUUAAAAUAUGUCUUUAUUUCUGGCAAAUGAGGGCCUAACAUCUACACUGGUCAGACCCUCUUGUUUUAUUCUUCCUGGGGCAGCUGAAGACAUAUUCCUGCUCCCAGGUCUUUUAGUGCUCUCCAGCUGGAGGUUGCUUCCCUUACAACUCAUUUAUGUCCUGGCAGUUUUACUUAAUGGUCACAAACAAUUUAGGAUCAUUUUUCCGUGGAUAAUAAUUGCCAUGUCUGAGGAUUAUAGGGAAAAUAGAUUAAAAACCACUGAUGCUAAAAAGGGGUAAGAUGUGCUCAAGGAAAAGUAAGUUCACAGUGUCCAGUAGAAUGUUUAUUAAUGUUGGAUGUCCAGAAACAACAUUCACUGUGUGACGAAGGAACUUCAUUUGCACUCAAUUUUUAGACAUCCAAAACAUUUUUUUUUCCUGUGGCUUUAAGCAGUUCUUGAAAGUAGUGUGUUGCCUCUCAGAAAGUCCCCAGACAAAUGGAUUUAUCAGGACAGAUUUUAUACCUUCCUGAAAGGAGGAGUUACAGAGGAAGGUCAGUGGCCCAAAGUCACCAAGUUUAGCAAGUCCAUUUUAGGCUUAAAGUAUAUAAAAUUAGGAUUCAAUAAAUUUAUAAUGUUAAAAUUAUAUUUAUAGAAUUUCAAAUUUUUUUUAGAUUAGAAAAUAUUUACAUCCCUGUAUGAUAAAUUUCUGGUUCUGUAGACUUUAGCAUUAUUGAGUAGAAUAUGUACAAAUAAUGUGAUUAAACAAAUGAGAUAUUUUUGCAUUUGAUUAAACUCCAUGUAAUGUGGUGUAAAAUAGUUUUCUAGAACCAAAGGCAAAAAAAUGGUUGAUAAGAAAUUUAUGCGUACUUAGAAUGAAAAUCAACUAGGUUUUAGCCAGUACUGAGGUAUCCUGCUGAAUUCCUGUUUUUCCCUAUCUUUACAAAUUUGAAUCUAUCAUAAUGAUCAAAAUGCAGAGGAAGACUGUCAAUUUGUUUUUUACAGCUCGUAGGAAACGAGCUGCUGCUUCAUUUUGAAGAAUACUGAAAUAUUUUAUUUCUGUAUGAAGUGUGUGGGGUGUCUCUAUUUUAAGAAAUACAUAGCAAACCCCACAUAUCCUUAUGAUUGCAAUAAGUUCCUUCUAAAGAUAAAAUAAGAAUUUUUGUUGCUGAAUUGUAUGCCUUGUACAAUCAUAUUUUUGAUUGAGGGAGGGAAGUGGCAUUGGUGUGCUAAUGAUAACAGCUGAUGCAAAAAUGUUCUGGAAGAGGUAGUACUGUAGUAUGGCUAAAAAAUUACAAAAUUGCAGAACAUCUGAAUAGCAAUCAAUGAGGCAAUUGUAAUUAAUUGAAAACAUUUGAAAUUUUAAGUUGUUGUAGCUGAGUGUAUCAUAUCAAAGCUUAGAAAGAUGUUAAUCAUAUUUGUGAACUGUGCUGUUAAAUCUUGUGAAUGUUUAACAAGCUCUUCUAUCCACCCUUGAUGAGACACUUGUGUAAUUUGGACCACUACUAUUUUCCAUUCAGAAAUACUUAAAAUAACAGAAGAAGUCAUUAGAGUUACUAACAGGUAGGAUAUGAUACUGUUCCUGUCUGAAGGACAUCUACCAGAGGGUAAAUGUACAAAAACUUUUAUUUUUUUCUCCCUUCCAUCCCCUCUAGUCAACUGGGGCCUGAUAAACAACUGGUUUUGUUGCCCUCACCCAAAGCAAGCCCAAGUUCAGUGGAGGAGGUACAGGCUUCAUUAGGUAGUCUUUUUCUCUGUCAUUAAAGUAACAUGGAAACUAGCCAAAAAGGCACUAAGUUUAUCUGAAGUAACACUUGCAGCUUUGUGGAAGUAUGCAGCUGAGUAAUACUACAAAAAUAGCAAGUUAUUUUGAGGAAGAGCAUAUGUUCUGUAACAAUGAGAAAUUAGUAUACAGAUAAAAGAAAUUAUGUAUCUAAUUAUAAAUUUCAGAUGGGAAAGAACUGUGGCUUAGUGCCAUGAAGUUUUCUGUAGAUGCAGCCAUUAGAAGUUGUUUAAUGCUCAUUUUUCUAACAUAGUUAUUUAAAGACGUACCGUCGUUGGUAAAUUGCUGUACUGCCUUAGGGGUGCAUAUUUUGUAGUCUGUAGCAGUACAGAUAAUAGGCACUUUUUAUAUUCCAGUGCACACUGAUAUACAGGGUACCACACAGUGAUAAUUGCAGGGGGUUUUUUCUUACAAGAAAGGUACAUGGCAGACCCAUGGUGUUUGCUUACUAUUUAAAGAUACUGACAGCCAAAUGCUGCUGUCUCCUGUUAGAAUUAAAAAUUAAGAUGACACUGAAAGAGAUUUUGAGGAAGCAGUUAGGUAUAUAUGCUUAGACACUGGAAAACAACUCCAGUACCAUCAUUUGUGCAGCAUCAUUUAAAAUUUUUCAUGCUUCAUCAAAAAAUAGCAAAGUUUGUUUAGAAGAUAGAAAGUAUUGUUUUGAUGAUUAAAACUUUUCUUCAUAGAAGUUGCUCUAUUUCAUGGAAGAGAUUAGCUUCUUUAUAAAAAUAUGAAGUGUGCAUCAGGUCCUCAAAAUCUUUACCUUCAAAUGCUUCUGCAUCUGCGUUUUUUGUUUAAGCUUCACCUUAAACAACUAGAGAUUAACAUAUGUAAAAGUCAUAGUGAUGAGCACAACAAGAGAUUAGAAGAUUAAGCUGCAGUUAGAUGUUGAAUAACUAGAACUUAAGGCAUUACCAAAUAAAAUCUACAUCAAGUUUUGCAUAACGUAAAGCUGACUGAAUAGACUGUGCUCACUGAGCUUUGAAACCCUCAAAAAUAUUACGUAAAAUAAAAUCUUCUUUGUUGAAAUUUUACUUUUCAGGAUGUACCAUUUAGAAAAUAUUAGACCUUAGGAUAGUCUCGGCAAAACAAAAAUCAGUUCUGAUUGGGUUUUGGGUAAGUAUUUUUUGUCUCUUCUGAGCCACUUGCACUUCAAAAACCUACAUGCUAUUUGCUGUCUAUAAGAAAGGCAUGAUCAUGCACAGCUUCUCUUUCAGAAGAGGAAAAGUGUUGGCAAAGGAGAAACAUACAGAAUUUAGGAGUCAUAUAAUCACUCAAUGUAUGUGUUUUUAACCUGUUUGUCUUCCUCCCUCUCUCCUAAUCACUGAAAAACCAGCCUUAUCUCAAUGUAGUACAAAGUACUUGUGUUGUUAUUCCUGGGGAGGACUGAGGAGAAAAUGUUCCAAAAGGAGAAAGUUCCAAAAUUGAGACAAAAAAUUAUUGAGAAACUAUGAGAAAAGGCUCAGAAAGAAAUCCUUAUGAGAUUUUUAUCCUCUGGAUUUCUUCCCAUAGAUUUUCUCUGUACUGCUGAAAGUAUUAAGACAAAGUAAAUAUAGUAGCUUUAGCUCUUGCCUUUACAAUUCCCUGAAAAAUUGGGAUCACUUUCCUCUGAGCCAGCAGGCAUCACUGCAUCUUAAAUAGUACCAAAAAAGGGAAGUAUAGGAGGUAAGGUAGUAUUUCUGCCAUUAAAACUUUAAUGCACAAAUUUGUAUUUGGUGCUUGGAGCUCUUUUCUAAAAAUCAAAGUUAAAGUAAAAAAAUCCUAGUGAUUUUCAUGAUCUUUCUGUAUGUCUGGGAUCUGUUUCAUGGGUACUUACUGGUGUGUUCUGCAGUUCCUGCCUGGGCUACAUACCCUGGUUUAUUUUCUGUGUCACUAAGUAUGCAGAGGAAUAGCUCAUACAUGUCCAGAUAUCAUCCUAAUACUUCAGAUGGAGCCUGGAAACUUAAAUGAUAGGUAAAUUAUAGACAAGAAGGCAAGAGAAUACAAAAAUAUCACCAGCCACUACAACUGUGAAAUCUGGGCCUUUAGGGAGCAAUCCUGUUGAGGCAUUCUGGCCAAAAUCAACAGUUGGAAUAUUGAGUUUGGAGAGAAAUUGGAAGACACUUUUCUUUAAUGAAGGAGAACAAAAUGUUUUGUAUGGUUCUCCCUUUGUGGAGAAGUUCCUAGUACUCUAUUUUACUUGUUUAUUCCUGUGAUUUUAAAAAAAGCUCCUCACAAAAUGCUCCUCAUUUGGAGCUUUGUGCAUCCAUGCCAUAUGUUAAAAACAUGAUAAAGAGUAGUUGUAGAGUCACUUCAGCAACACUUAUCCUUUACCUUUCUCUGCACCCACACUGAAAUAACAGACUUAUAGUCUGUUAUUUUCUGCACCGUUUUUAAUUCCUGCAGACAUAAACUUUCUGGCUAUACCAGGUCAACAGUUUUCAAAUUCACCAGAGAGUUUAUAUUUCUAUUUUACUUUUCUGACUCACAUUUUGAGAAUCUUUAUUUAGGUUCUUUACAACACUGGACUGGUAUAUCUGGAGUACAUAAAUUAAGAAUUGAAGCCUUAAUUGUGACUAUCACUAUGUGAAAAUCACUAUGAGUUUUUUUAAGUACUGCCACAAGCACCAGUUCUGUAACACAUUUUAUGCCAUUUUUCAUAUUUUCAGUGUGCCAUUUAGAAGUUAAAGGAAAAUCUAAGAGGAUUUUGGGAGCCAACUUUAGUACUUUUGAAUUUGUUUGAAAAAGCAUAGUUUUCAAGGAGAAAUAAUAUCCAAUUUGAUUUAUACAUGCAAAUAUCUUGGCUUGUUUCCAUGUCUGCUUCAUACUCCAAAAUGUGAAAGAGGGAAAAGGUUCUUAUCCUGUUUGAUCUAAUUUUUUAAAGUUUUUUCACUUUGAGCAUCCUGUGACAUUUUUAGCAAUGGAAUCACAGAUGGACUUAUUGCUUGAUUUUUUUUCAUGGUGACAUAAAAGGAAGUGUCUAGAUCAUGUGUCAUGAAGUACAAUGUGUGUUUAAGCAUGGAGAGCCCAGAGCUGUUACAUAAAAUGUUACAAAAGGUGGUAUAAUUUCACAUGAAAAUGCCUGUGGGCAAAUAUGAAACUCAUAAUUUUCAUUGGAAAAAUAAUUAUCACAGCGUGUUAGGUAGAACAUGUCAUUAAUGGUUUGUUCUUGUAUAUAAGCUGCUGAUCUCUCUGUGUUUUGAUUGAUAUGUGAGAAAAUUUCCCCAAAAUGUAUGUUUUGUUAAUGAGUAGUAAAUUUCAUUGAGGAGUUUUACUUCAGAUGUCAAUCCUUUGUGACAGCUUCAUUUAUCUUGCUUUGGUCAUCUCUUCUUUAAGUCAAACUGUGAACAAUGGCCCAGAUCAUAUAAUCAAAGAUAAUGGAAUAUUGGACUGUAAGAGAAAAUAUUAUCUAGGAAAGACGUAAAAUCACUUAGAAAGUUUUAGCAUGCUCAGAGUCUUUUCACAUAGCAAGGAUCCAUGAGGUAAGAACAAAUAUGUACAAAAUGAGUUUCUUUUCUGGCUGUGGAACAUGGGUAACAUAAGAACGUAGAGAGAUGCUGCUUUGUGACUAUCACUCAUGGAGGAGGCAGUGCUGAACCUUCUUGGAGUGACUCCAUCUAGAAACAGCUUGAGAGGCCUGUACCAGCAGUGAUCCAGACAUAAGUUACAUUUGUCUCCUAGACUCUGAAAAUAAGCCAUCUUUGUAAAGUAAAUUUGCUCCUUGUGUAACCCUACACAGGAUAAAGAGAAUUCUUGUUUAAUUUAGCGCUUGUUUAGUCUCAGAGUCUUUGUGUGUUGAAGAAGCCUCAAGGUGCUCCCAAAAAGGAAAACUGGCGUUGAUUCUCCUAUGAUGUGUAUCAUUCUCAAGCUUUCCUCUGAUGGAGCUCUUGGCCUCAGGAUGCCUGCACUCUGGGAACAGGGAGACUGGAAGGGUUUUGCUAUUCAAAAAGAAACUUUCAGAAAACCAAAGUCCUCUGGAUGUCUGAAGUGCUACAUUGUAGCAUGUACUAUACACCUUGGGAUGUGCAGUGCUGGCCUUGUAAAAUUAAUUACGAGUGUUUUCAGUCAAUUGAAUAGAUCAAAAUGUUCAGGUCAGUUUUUAAAAGAUGCUAUUUCUGUUCUGUCCAUAUGAAGACUUCUUUUAGAUUCUGCUCGUCCCUGCCCCCCACCCCCCCCUUUAUGCAAAGAUGUUUUAAAGAAACAGCUUAGGGAAAUGAAACAAGCUGUCCAUAUUUGUAAAAGUUACACUUCCUCAUGGAAUUUCAGUAAUGUAUAACAACUGGUCUAAAUGGGGAUCAUAACAGUUGAGAUUUUUUUUUUUUGUUACUAUUUUACAUAUGGAGGAGGACUGUAAUGAUUUCCCACGAGAGCAAGGAUGACAUAGUUAACAAUCAUGCUGGAAGAAAAAUAGAUACCUAAUGUAUAAAAAAUGUCUGAGUUUAUAAUGUUUUGUCUUUUAAAAUGAAACGUAGCUAUUUUUUCUGCUGCGAUGGUGUUCACCUAGCAGAAACAUCUGACCAAAUGGAGCAACAUUUGAACCAUGUAGAAGUAGAUUGACUAGCAUAGUAGAUGCUGUAGUUGACUAUUCCAAAAUUUGUGAGUUGCCUGGAUGUCUGUUGUGUUUACCAUGUGGUAUACAUAUGAGUUAUGUAUAUUGUGACCAAUGGAAAGAGCUUUAUGCUGUAGCUGUGGUACAGUAAUUUUUAUUUGCUAUCAAUAUUUAAAGCUUGCUAUUUCUUGAUAAGCCACUGUACAAAUGAAUGCUGAGAUUUCAGCAGAUAUUGAAAGGAGUUUUUCAUUAAUUCUUCAAGACCUGAAUGUAGUAUUUUCUUUUUAUGAUGCAAUCAGGCAAUUUAUCUCUGUUUUGUUAUUUAAGUAACUUUCUCAUGCUGUCCUAUAAUCUGCAGAAAGGCACAAGCAGAUUGAGAGGUGACUCACAGUUAGUGUGUGCUAAUAGAAUCUCCAACAUGAUGUCUCUGAUGAGUUCUAAGGACCCUGAAUUUGUGGAUUUUCAUGAAAAAUGUUGAAGGCUUUUCAUGGAAGUUUGAAUAAUAGGUUGUUUAUUUAAUAGCUAAAGAUAGUUGCAGGUUGGAGGUGUUCAGCCUAGUGAAGAGAAGGCUCCAGGGAGAUUUUAGAGCAGCUUUUCUGUACUUAAAAGAGGUUUACAAGAAGGCUGGAGAGGACUUUUUACCGGAGCGUAUAGUGAUAGGACAAGGGGGAAUGGAUGUGAGCUGAAGGAAAGCAGAUUUAGAUUAGGUUUUAGGAAGAAAUUCUUUACUGUGAGGGUGUUGAGGCACUGGAACACGUUGCCCACAGAAGUUGUGGAUCCCCAACACAACCUGCCCCCUGGCAGUGUUCAGGACAAGGUUGAAUGAAGCUCUGAGCAACCUGAUCAAGUGAAAGGUGACCCUGGAUAAAAACAGACCAACCUGCCUACACCCAGUUUCCUUGAAUAUGUGUAGGGGAAAGCUGUCACAGCUGCUCCACAGCUAAGAUUCCUUUGCACCAGUGCUGUCAUUACAAGUGAGAAAAAACAUCUGUCCUUAAGCUAAAGAACAGUUUGAGCAUUAAGAUGCACUGGUUACAGAUGAGCUGUGAAUGGUCUGUGUGAACUACUCCAAUGUAUAUGUUGAAAUUCCAUAAAUGUUUUGACCAUCAGGUAAGUGAAACUAUGGGGACAGCAUCUUGAUAGAGAGGUACAGGAAACAUACAGCAGUAAUAGUGUUAUGUGUCUAUCAAUGUGAUCUAUUUGCUUAAUAUACCAGGAAAUUGCAAAAAAAACCAAGCAGCAUCACCUAGUCCACAUUUCUACUCCUGCUGAGUCUUUUUCAAUAACCUACAUGAGUUUCAUUUUUACUAGGUUUUAGAGGAUCCUGUUUUCUCCUGUGUUUUCAUGUCACUUCAGGAGAAGUGACAUGAUUCCACAGAGUCUUCUCAGUAACUAAAUAUUGUAGAAAUUAAUAAUACUAUUGUAAAGUCUUUUGUGCUGUCAGGCUACGGCAAAUGCGACUUGGUGAUAUCCAGUUGAAUGCCAAGUUACUGGGGAGAUGCAACAAUAAUGCUGUUAGAAUCGACCUGUGGAAGAACAUGGCAAUAUAUGUGUGAUAGGCUUUUGUGGGUACAUUCAAAGUUCUUACAAAAUGUAGCUUCUCUGUAGGGUUAGAUGGGCAAUCCCUAUGGAUGGGAGAAAGAAAUGUGAGAGAAAGUGAAAUAUGGCAUGUUCUUGCUGCCGUGUGGCCAGGUCAUUCUUUCAUGAAAGCAGGAGAGCUUCUGUAUCCUGCUGACCAGGAAUGGUGUGUGGAUGAUGGGGAGGAACACAGAGAGUGCAGUUCCUUCUGGCCUCAGUCACAUGUUGAUUUUUGGAUGUGAGGGGUUUUUUUUAGUAGGGAGAGAAGUGGAACUUUGGUCUAGUUUAUGAUUUAUCUUAAGUACGCAAACCUCUGGGUGUAGGCAGUAAAUCUCUGAUGUACUUUACAAACACCACAGGAAAACACUGAGUAAACCAUAGACUACAAAUGUAAAGAUAACUUGAGGUCUUUCUGUGGCUCAGCUUUAACCAACUCAUCUUAAUCCAUUUUAUUUUAUUUCACAGAAAGAAAGGGAAAUAUCUUCUUUAUUUUUUUUCCACUGUUGCUACAAGUGCAAAUUUUUGGUGCUUAAAGGAACUUACUAAAGGAGGACACUGAGAUUGUGCUUAUUAUUUCAGAGUUCCUUUAAUGUGUGGUGUCAAACAUCAUGUAUUAGAAAAAAAAAAUCAUGACUCAGCAGUGAAAUUGAAAUUUGAAAUAAGUUCAAGAGAACCUGAUUGUAACUUGAAAUGAAGAAGCAUGCAGUAUAUGUAAGAAAAUAUGUUAGCAAAUGUGGCUUUAAGGUAAAAAUUAAACAUACUAAUUUUAAAACAGUAUGUAAUUUUUGCUUCUUUUCCGUCUCUUGUUACCCUUUGUCACUUGAAGUGACUAAAAAAUACUGAUUUUUUUUGUUAGAUGGCAUCCUCUAUUCAAGUACAGAUGCACAAGUACCUUAAUAAAAUCUCCUAUCCCUUGACUGAAAAUCAGCUUGAUUGGAGCUAUUAGUAACUUGACUAAUGAUAUAUAGAGAUAAUUUAUUCUUCCCUUCCCACUAAUGCAGAAUGUUAUUAUCUUCAGUCAAAGCAGCAAAGAGAAAAACUGCUGUUAAGUAGAUUUUUGGUUGUGAUUUUUUUUUUUUUUAGUUUUCCCUCUAAGUAAACAGAGAUUACCACUGCUUGGAUGUGGUAUCUAGUAUAAUGAUUAUAGGUAUUGAACAUCUGGUUUGAAACACGAAUAAUCCUGCAAAGGUGUUGUCAUACUUCUUUUGGUUUUGUUUUUUAAAAAAUAAACAAAACUAAGAACUGGGGUAGUGAGCUGAAUUAUGACCCCACAGAGGUAGGUACUGCUGUAAGAAGUGGGAGGGAAUAACAGAACCAGCUAGUUGACUAACCACUUCCCUUCAUUGUUGCUUUUAAUAUCAGAACAGCCUUGCUAGCUUUCUAAACCACCAUGAGUUACAUUAGAGAGACCAUGUACACCCUAACUGAUGGGGUUUCUGGACGUGAACAGCUCUUGGCUCAGCAAAGAAUGCACAGUAUGAUCAGCUCAGUGGAUGUGAAGUCGGAGGUUCCCGUGGGCCUGGAGCCGAUCUCACCAUUAGACUUGCGAACGGAUCUCAGGAUGAUGGUUCCCAUGGUGGACCCGAUUAUGCGCGAAAAGCAGCUACAGCAGGAGCUGCUCCUGAUCCAGCAGCAGCAGCAGAUUCAGAAACAACUGCUCAUUGCAGAGUUCCAGAAGCAGCAUGAAAAUCUGACCCGCCAGCAUCAGGCCCAGCUCCAGGAGCACAUUAAGUUACAACAGGAACUACUAGCCAUUAAACAACAGCAAGAACUCCUUGAAAAAGAGCAGAAACUGGAGCAGCAAAGACAAGAGCAGGAACUGGAGAGGCAUCGCAGGGAGCAACAGCUUCCUCCCCUCCGAGGCAAAGAAAGAGGACGAGAAAGGGCAGUGGCCAGUACAGAAGUGAAGCAGAAACUUCAAGAGUUCCUGUUAAGUAAAUCAGCUACAAAAGACUCUCCAGCAAAUGGGAAGAAUCAUUCCAUGAGCCGUCACCCCAAGCUCUGGUACACGGCUGCCCACCAUACCUCACUGGAUCAAAGCUCUCCACCCCUGAGUGGGGCCUCGCCACCAUACAAAUAUACUUUACCAGGAGCACAGGAUGCUAAGGAUGAUUUUCCACUUCGUAAAACGGCUUCAGAGCCCAAUUUGAAGGUACGUUCAAGAUUAAAACAGAAGGUGACAGAAAGGAGAAGCAGUCCUUUACUCAGGAGGAAGGAUGGAAGCAUCAGUUCAUUCAAGAAGCGUCUUUUUGAGGUGACAGAAUCCUCAGUCAGUAGCAGCUCCCCUGGAUCAGGUCCCAGUUCCCCAAGCAAUGGUCCGACCAGCAGUGCAACAGAAAAUGAAACCUCAGUUUUGCCAUCUAACAUUCAAGCUGAGCACCUGGUUUCCCAGCAGCGCCUUUUGAUACAGGAUGAAUCAGUGAACUUGCUGAGUCUGUACACAUCCCCUUCUCUGCCCAACAUUACCUUGGGACUUCCAGCAAUACAACCUCAAAUCAGUGGAGUCAGGGAGCGCUCCAGGAAAAGUAAUAGCUUCCCACUACUACAGGCUUCGUCGUCAUUCAAAGAAAAGCAGAAGGGGGAGACCCCGCCACUUAGACAAGGAGUGGCCUUGGCUGGACAGUAUGGGGGAAAUAUUCCCCCAUCAACAACUCAUCCUCACAUUGCUUUGGAGGGAAAGCCAAACAGCAGCCACCAAGCUCUCUUGCAGCAUCUGUUACUGAAAGAACAAAUGAGACAGCAAAAACUUCUUGUGACUGGAGCAGUUCCUCUUCAUCCACAGUCUCCUUUAGCAGCAAAGGAGAGAGUCUCACCUGGCAUAAGAGCUGCCCACAAACUGCCUCGUCACAGGCCACUGAACAGAACCCAGUCUGCUCCUCUUCCUCAGAGUACUUUGGCCCAGCUGGUCAUCCAGCAGCAGCAUCAGCAAUUUUUGGAGAAGCAGAAACAGUACCAGCAGCAGAUCCACAUGAAUAAGAUGCUCUCUAAGUCCAUUGAGCAGCUUAAGCAGCCUGGCAGUCACCUGGAGGAAGCUGAAGAAGAGCUCCAUGGAGAUCACUCGAUGCAGGAAGAGCGAGCUCCCGCCAGCAGUGCCAGCGUUAGGGCUGAGAGCAGCAGUGCUGGUGUGGAUGAAAGAAUAGGACAGCAGGUGGGGGCUGUGAAAGUCAAAGAGGAGCCACUGGACAGUGAUGAGGAUGUUCAAACCCAGCAAAUGGAAUCUGGGGAGCAAGCUGCUUUUAUGCAACAGGAGUUCCUGGCACAUCGGCAUGUCCACCAGUUGCAAAUCUACCAGGCUCAGAUGGCUACAGUUGGCAUGGCAGGAUCAGAUAAACAUCGACCACUUUCCAGGACCCCAUCUUCCCCCACUGACUCCACAUUACCUCACCCAGACAUGGACCAGCCCAGCCAGCAUGUCUACACAACUGGUGUUGUGUACGACAGCCUGAUGCUGAAGCACCAGUGCAUGUGUGGGAACUAUGCCAAUCACCCCGAACAUGCUGGAAGAAUCCAAAGCAUCUGGUCAAGGCUGCAAGAAACUGGGUUGCUAAACAAGUGUGAGCGAAUUCGAGGUCGAAAAGCCAGUCUGGAGGAAAUACAGCUGGUUCACUCUGAACAUCAUUCACUGCUCUAUGGCACCAGCCCACUGAACAGACAGAAGCUGGACCCCAGGAAACUCCUAGGAAACGUGUCUCAAAAACUCUUUUCCUUGUUGCCUUGUGGGGGACUUGGGGUGGACAGUGACACCGUUUGGAACGAGCUGCACUCGGCCGGGGCGGCACGCAUGGCGGUGGGCUGUGUCAUCGAGCUGGCGGCCCGCGUGGCCUCCCGGGAGCUGAAGAAUGGCUUUGCUGUUGUAAGGCCCCCAGGCCAUCAUGCUGAAGAAUCAACAGCCAUGGGGUUCUGCUUUUUUAAUUCGAUUGCAAUUACUGCCAAAUACUUGAGAGACAAGCUAAAUAUAGGCAAGAUAUUGAUUGUAGAUCUGGAUGUUCACCAUGGCAACGGUACACAGCAGGCUUUUUAUGCUGACCCCAGCAUCCUGUAUGUUUCCCUCCAUCGCUAUGAUGAAGGCAACUUCUUCCCCGGCAGUGGAGCCCCAAAUGAGGUUGGAAGUGGCCCUGGAGAAGGUUAUAACAUAAAUAUUGCUUGGACAGGUGGUUUGGAUCCUCCUAUGGGUGAUGUUGAGUAUCUCACAGCAUUCAGGACUGUGAUUAUGCCAGCUGCCAACGAGUUUGAUCCAGAAAUUGUCCUGGUGUCAGCAGGAUUCGAUGCUGUGGAAGGCCACGACCCUCCGCUGGGCGGGUACAAAGUCACAGCUAAAUGUUUUGGUCACCUAACCAAGCAAUUGCUGAAGUUGGCGGACGGCCGCGUGGUGCUGGCACUGGAGGGAGGACAUGACCUUACCGCCAUCUGUGAUGCCUCUGAAGCCUGUAUAAAUGCCCUCCUAGGAAAUGAGCUGGAGCCUCUCCCGGAAGAUAUUGUGCACCAAAUCCCCAAUAUGAAUGCAAUAGCUUCUUUAAAAAAGACCACUGAAAUUCAAAGCAAGUACUGGAAGUCAGUGGAGCCAUACUCUGUGCCAGUGGAUUGUGCUCUGGCUGAGUCUCAGAAGCAAGAGAGGGAGGAGACAGAAACAGUAUCAGCUAUGGCCUCUCUUUCAGUGGAUGUUGAGCAGUGUAUUCCUCAGGAAGGCAGCAGAGCUGCUGGUGAGCCCAUGGAAGAAGAGCCAGCCUUGUGAAGUGCCAAGUCCUCCCUGAUAUUUCCUGUGGGUGACAUCAUUGUGUAUCCCCCAAAGCACCCUCAGACAUGUCUUGUCUGCUUCUUGGGUGGCACAGAUCAGAUGGAACAUAAACACUGGGCACAAAACUCAGAGUAGCAGCUUCACUUGUUCUUUGGAUGGACUUGAAAGAGCCUGAAAGAUUCCUUAAAUGUAACUGCCACAAUUCUAGAGUUACAGUAAAAGGGACUUGGGAGAAAGAGCCCAGAGCAUGCUUUUUUAAUGCUGUUUGACCCUCUCACCAACACGAAUUGUGAAAUAGAGUAUUGCAAAAUUCUACAUGAUAAAUUAUAGAUAUGAGAAAUGCAACAGCCAGCAACAUACUCUGUGAACUCCGUGAAUCACUUUCUGACACUUUUUACUGGAUAAUUUUUUUCAUACUGUGUUAAAUUGUUAAUAGAAUUUGUUUUCUUUGCUCCGUGUAAUGAAGAAAAAAAACCCCACCCUUAUUUUAUGUGCCAUUUUUUAACCUCCUGUAAUGAAUUCUUAGCUGAAUAAGUGAAAAGCAUUUAAAUUAUGAUGAGGGAUUUUAGCUAAAGGGAAAGCACUUCUUAUUGUACUAUAAAUCCCCUGAAGUACUGUGCUUGGUGGUGCUUUAUUUUCUUUUCCCUAUUCCUGGCCAUCCCUCUCCAUUUCAUGUAAUCUUUUCUAUCAUGAAAACACAUUCAUGAUUCUCUAAAAUGAUCUUUUGCCUUUAAGAAAAAGUGCUGUACCCUCUGUAGUUGACAGUAGCGCUCACCAUAUGUGCAGCAGAGAUCAAGUAUGGAUAAUUUUUCAAACGUGUUUUUGGUUUGUUCUGAAAUGUUCCUGCGUUCUGACUCCAAAGCAGCGACCUUCAGUAACUGCGUGCAGCUCAUUUGAAGCUCAGGUGUUUCUGUGGAGGUUGUGUGGGAGUUUUUUUACAGGUUGUGUUGUGAAUACGAACUGAUUCUUUUAUGUGGUCCUGCACCAAGAGAACUGAUGUUACUUAAAAAGCUUCAAAGGGUUUAGGCUUUAUUUUAGAUCCCCAAAGUGCAGCAAGAUCUCCCUGCAAUGUGACUUUAGCUGUUUAAUUCCAUGUUUGAGAACGUAACAUAGAGUUGUGCCUUUAGCUGAAAAUGAACGCUUAAACUGUUACACGUGUUGCCUUACUGUCAGAGAGAGAGAGAGAGAUGGGGCAUGUAUGUAAGAGUACUUCAAAUGAACAAAACUCUGCUACAGUAACUUUUAUUUUGUUUACAACCUUCUCACCUAAUGAACCCCAGGAGAUACCUUGAAGUAUUCAGCUUGCAGUAUUUGAUAGCUUGCUCAGCUUUUAAAAGCAAGUGAUGUUCAUUUUUUUAUAUAUUUGCCAAAUUCAAAAAAGAAAAAGAAAAAAAGGAUAUAUAUUAAAGCCAUAAGUGAAGACUGUCAUGCUUUUUAUUCUGAAAUCUGAAAGGAACCUUAAUUAAAACAAGAUUUUGGGGAAGGCAAUGAUAUGAAAGAUAUGGAACAAUAUGGUUUCAGUUAUAGGCAGACUCAAACCUGUAAAUCAAAGAUGAAAGAUUUCACUCAAAUAGAAUUAUAUAAUUCUCUUUUGUUAUGCAGUCAGACUAUAUCUUUCAUGCAUUUGGGUUUGUUUACGAUUAGCAUUUUAAUUUUAAAGACUUUUAUUACUUAUACCAAAGCUCUCCACUACAAGUUAGAAAUCUGAGGCAUGCUUUGAAAAGGGAAAUCUAAAAAAAGGGUUGUCAUUUCCUAUAAUGUGGAGUAAACUUUUAUUCUGAAAGGUUUACUCUGAAAUGAAUGUAUACCCCUUAGAAAGGGAAAUAAAAUUCUGACCCUUGGAACGUGAAAUAAAAUUCUACCCCCCAUUUACAAGCCAAAACCAUGCUCGUUUUAGUAAUGCAAAGGGUCCCAUCAGGCUAAAUUAACUCCUGGUGUAAGCCACCUUGCCUGACUCUGGGCAGUUCUGAAGGGGUUGUUCACAUGACUAAAGCAAUCAGGAGUUCCUCCUGCAUUUUCAGCAGACUUCUGAUGGCAAUCUUACUUUCCAUUUACUAUGAUUUUGUUAUGGUCAUCAAAGAAAUUUCCCUUCAAGGAAACCAAGGGCUAUAGCUGAUGAGUUGGGUAAUUUGUAGAGCUUUUCACAUUUUGAAAUCAUGGCUGCAAAAUUUUAAUUGAGGGCAUAGUAACAUCAUUUUAAAAUUAACCCUAAAAUCUGUUUGUGUGCUUAGCUUGCAUGAACUUGUAUUUGAAUUGCAACCUGAAAUGUGAGUUACAAGCUUUUCCAAUCAAAGUAUGUCUUCUGGGGUGCAAAUCAGCUAAAGUUGUUUUUUUUUUAGCUGGAAAUGCUUUUUAAAUGCCAGAAUAAUUUGAAUUAAACCACAUUAUAAAGUCACACUUAUAUAUUAGUACAGAUGUAGUCCCAGGCAGAUAUCUAGUCAUGCUGCUCGUUGAAGUUAGGAUCAUUUGGAUAAACAAGUGUGCUAAUAAACUGCACACAGAUUGUGUCCAGAAGUCUGUUCUGACUGAAGUCAAUAGCAAAGUCCUCUUUGAUUUCCAUGGGAGAUGGAUCAGACCCUGCUUUUCUUUUCCCCUUUAAGUCAAGAACGCCAUUGCUUUUUGAUUAUGUCAUUCCUAGGCAUCUUACAGCCCUCUGGGAAAUGAUUGAGGCUUAUGGUGAAUAUCAACACUUCCUUCAAAGCAGACCUGGGCUUUCUGAGAGGGCAGUUUCACUUGCUGCUGUUUUCUUCUCACAGUAUUUUUUAUUACUGUCAAUAGCUCCCCAUGGACUCGAGUUAAAAUAUCUUCCAGCAAUUUUAGUCAUAGUUCUAAGGAAAUAUUCACAUAGACACUCUUAAAAAUGCCCAGUUUUAACUGGAUUCAACAACAGAUUGCAAGAAUUUCAGAAAGGUUCGUGAAUUGUGUGUUUCAAAUGUAAAAAAAAUCCGAUUUUUGAGGAGACAUCAAAGUUUCAUGUCUCCCACAGACCUUUCCCACUAGGCUUGAGAGAUUGACACCUUUGAAAAUUCAGUCCCAGAUAUUUCAAGUUGACUACCAAAAUAUCUAUGUCUGAGCUUAGAUUACAUCUAAAACUGAGCUGAAAUGCAUGAACAAAAUGGGAUGAGGGUGGUUUCUGCAUGUGAUUCCAUGGGGAAGGUGGAGCUGAGGAGGCAGCAGGGAGCACUCGGAGCCAGGGUGACCCUCUGCCUGGUCGUCGUGGUACAAGAGCUGCAGGCAGGCAGAAGGACAUCCCACGGUACCUCCACCCCAGGCUGGCACUGCCAUUUGUAGCAAAUCUUUGCCUCAUGGGGGAAUCCUGAAGUAAUUGGUGCUCUGCUCCUGCACCAGUCACCAACCACCAGAAAGAGAGAUGCCUCAGCAGCAAGUCCCACUAACAUGCUUGCUCCAGAUCAUUUUCUUCUCUAGCAUUAGGAAUGCAGUAUAAAGCUCAGUUGAGCUUUUCUUAUGUUACUAUACUUUUCUCAUACUUUUCUUGUAUUCUUAUGUCCUUCAGUUCAUAGUACAAACUGAAAACUAAAAAGAGACAUGACUCAGGAGAUCAAGAAAAGAAUAAUUUUUAUCCAGCUUAAGGCUCUUACCUGGGCUGGAGUAAAAACAGCAAUGAACAGCAAAUCUCAGAACUGCUGAAAUCUUCAUGAGUGUCUUGCACUUCAUUUUUGGACUCUGUGGAGGAAUUCUGCAUAUGCUCAUUUGGUUUUAAUAUAAUUUGCAGCUUGAUUAUAUGAUCUCUUUCAGGCAACAUUUCUAGUGGGUAAUCAAAGUUUGUGGGGAAUUUUGCCAGUGUAAAGAUGACAGAAUUAUUCCCCUCUUUUAACCUUCCUAAUUUUUCUUUCAGUGCAAAUGAAGCAACUAAUUCCAAGUGACUGAAUCUGAAAAAAGUAAAAUCAUUAAGCUAUCUUAAAAAAAUACCAUAAAAGAAAUGGAAAAUGUUAUGCAAAUAAAGAUGGCUAUGCCUUUACUUUGCAAAAAAAAAGUUAACAACAUGCUGCAGGCUGAAUAUAAGUGGCAAAACAAACUCCUCUCUGGAGUAUGUGGUAUUUUAGUUGGUGUCUUAUCUAAGUGCAGCCUCUCUGAAAAGCUGAGAGGCAUAACUGGAGAUGAAAUAUUAGAAAGGUUUUGCUGCAGCCAACACCAGAGGUCCUGUAGAGAACAAGAAUGUAGAGACUGACUAAUUUUUGUAGACAGACAGCAGGACACUUUCAGGGCAAUGUGUCUGGGACAAAGAAUUAGAGGGAACUUUUCCAAAGGCACUGAUGGCUGUAAAACAACUAACUCCUGUUAGCUUGCAGGGGCAAGGAGGUGUUCAGCAAGUGCUUAUUCUUUGGGAAAUGCCACUCCUGUCCCACCAGCAUGCCUAAACUCAUGCAGAUGUGAACCUGGCUUGGCUAUUUUCUCUCCUCAGCAACAGCAGCAGCAGCAGCCACCAUGUGUGCUGAUGUGUGUGCUGUGCAUUUGCCCAAGAAGUUCUCUGCCCCCAGCAGACAUUUCAUAACAUGACUGAUAGGGGAAUUUUUUUUUCCUCAAUAGUGGCUUUUCCAGAAGCAUAGCAGUGCAUGGUUGUUUUAUUUUUAAAGGUCACAAUAGAGCUUUGUGAACCAUUAUACUUUUUUUUUUUUUUACUGACUCCAUGUGGAAGUAAAACAGAAUCUGUACCUGGGGAGGGGGGAUGUGGUGUAUGGAACCUGCCACAGGAAAGGAUCUCUUUUAAAUCAAGCUUCUUCUACUUGCUUUUUAUCCUGUAUUUGAAGGAGUUUGGGUUCUAAAUUAUCAUUUAAGAUCUUUGUCAUGUCACUCGCUUUGUUUUUGUACCUGUAAUUGAAUUCACCCUUGUAACACAUAGAAAACCAUCUGAAAAAAGUCUGGUUUCUGACAGAUUACCCUGCCCUUGGUGUGGGAAUGAGAAUAGCUUAUCUUUGUCACUUCUCGAAGCAAUUAAAUGCUUCAUUUUUGUAACAGAUCCAAACUGCAGCAGUAUUUUGAGAGUACUAUUUAGCUGACUGUCUGCUGACUGUUAAAAAAAGAAAUUGUGAAACUUACAUUCCUCUCUAACCUCAAAAGAAACCCAUUUUGAUUUUAACAAUGUCAUUUUUUCACUUGAUCUGAAAGGGUUUUGUCCCAUGAGAUCUUGUUACUAGCUCAGUUCUAAUCUCUGGUAAAUCACACACUACAGAAAGUGAAGACCAAAAAGGAUGGAUGUUCCAGCAACUCUCAGUUAUGUCUCUUCUGCACAAUCCUUCAUCCUGCUCCAGUGCCAUGUUCUGUGGUUAAGAAUGUUAGCAUAGAUUACAGCAAAAUAUAAAUUGUUCUGCACCAUCAAAGAUGCUGCUCUUUGGCUGUCAAUUAGCACUCUGUGAGCUGGGCUGUCAUUUAUAAGGGCUGUGAUUUGUGACAGAGACAUGCGUCUGUGGGGAUGGUCUAAAGACAAGUGAUGCAUGCAAGCAGUGGCACUGGUGCUGUGUGGUCAGAAGGAUUCUGUGCCGAGAUCUCCACACAUUCCCCCUUUUUUCUCCAACGCCUGCAUGGCCAGAGGCACAUUUGCAGUAGCAGAGCCAUGGGAUGUCCUGAUUCAAAGACCACUUAAAUCCCUUUAACAGGCUUUGGGUAACUGGGAGGCAGCUAGAGGAGGAACCAAAACUCUGCACCCAGCCACACAAAACUGUAUAGAAAGCCCAGGUAAAAGAUCUGAGCUUGCCCUCACAUAAUUUUUUCUGAUAUGAAGUGCCAGUUCUGCUCCUAGAAAAGUCUGUCUGAAAGAAAAUUGACUCUGCUGGAUCUAUUCUAUCGACUUCCUGAGCGUGUAUAUGUCAUGUGUUAGGGGAACAGGUUCACACUCAUGUGUCUUGCUGCUUAAGUUUACUGCUAUUUUAAAUUUCAUGAUUGGCUUAAUAUUCCAAGUUAGGAUGCAGUAGGAAAGCAUAAAGCAAUACCUGGUGAAGUCAUAACUGAGGCUUUCAAAGCAAGCUUACUGCCAUGGGUUUAUACAAGACUGAGUUUUUGGUCUAGGGAUACACAGCUAAAAUGUCUAUUUUUUUCAUAGGAAAUUGAUGUUACUAUCUGUUUCCAUGAUAAAAACCAGUCCUUUUGCUCAGAGUUCUGAAAGCUUAUCUGUAAUUUGUCUUUCCAGGCAGAGCAGAUUCUAAAGGAUAAAGCAUCAGUGGGACUGACCCAAAGGGCAACAUUUUUAAAGGUCAAUAGUAAUAUUUCCAUAAGAGUAAAAGGAACCAUCGUUAUUAUUCCUGAUACAUUUUUGUAUCUUCAAGUAUCCAAUGAGUAAUGUUAAGUAAUAUUGUGCUCCAGAACUUUGUUAUUUAUAGAUAUAUGAGCAUUGGAUUGGCGUGAAAUAGUCUUCAACCAAGUUGUUAAAAUCCCUUUUGUUUUGUGUUUUGUAUAAUUCUUUGGCUAUAGUCUUGUCCUAGUGUUAAUAAAAGCUAUUUGAAGUAAGCUAGUUCAA